AGGGGUGAGAGGAAGAUGGGCCCGGGGACUGGGCCGAGCUACGCAGGGCUGAAUGGGCUACGGGAGAGAGCUCGGGCUCGAGGGAGACUAGACACUAUACCUCGCAAGGCGCGAGAAGAGGGAAGACCUGGUGGGGCUGAAAGAUCAGCUCCAGCCUUGGGUCGAGCGGGGCUGGCGUGGAGGCCGGAAGCAGAGCUGGGGGGUCCCAGGACAACGGCCAGGCAUUGAACUGAGAUGGCUCAAGGCUGACAUUCCGUGAGUUGGGAUCCUGACAGAUGUGCACAGGCUGCUGCUAUUGUUGCUGUGGAUGAUUUAAAAGCACCAGGCAGUCCAGGGCUGGGAGAAGAGGCAUUCUCUCUGCCUGGAUGUGUGGGAACUCCCUGCCAACUUGAUUGAAGGAUCGGGGCGGGGGUGUCCACCCCCACCCCACAAAGAAAGCAUAUUCCAUUUUGUGGGUGAGGCUUCAGGUGCCAGCCCCUGAAGGAUGGCCACCCCUGUGGUCACCAAGACAGCCUGGAAGUUACAAGAGAUUGUUGCCCAUGCCAGCAAUGUGUCCUCGCUGGUAUUGGGCAAAGCUUCGGGACGGCUUCUGGCCACAGGCGGGGAUGACUGCCGAGUCAACCUAUGGUCCAUCAACAAGCCCAACUGCAUCAUGAGCCUGACUGGUCACACGUCCCCAGUGGAGAGUGUCCGCCUCAACACCCCAGAGGAGCUCAUUGUGGCUGGCUCGCAGUCGGGCUCCAUCCGCGUCUGGGACCUGGAAGCUGCCAAAAUUCUUCGCACACUCAUGGGGCACAAAGCCAACAUCUGCAGCUUGGAUUUCCACCCGUAUGGCGAGUUCGUGGCCUCCGGUUCCCAGGACACGAACAUCAAACUCUGGGACAUCAGGAGGAAAGGCUGUGUGUUCCGGUACCGGGGCCACAGCCAGGCCGUGCGGUGUCUCCGGUUCAGCCCCGAUGGGAAGUGGUUGGCAUCGGCCGCAGAUGACCACACGGUGAAGCUCUGGGACCUGACUGCUGGCAAGAUGAUGUCCGAUUUCCCUGGUCACACGGGGCCUGUAAACGUGGUAGAGUUUCACCCCAACGAGUACCUCCUGGCUUCUGGCAGCUCUGACAGGACGAUCCGUUUCUGGGAUCUGGAGAAGUUCCAGGUAGUGAGCUGCAUCGAAGGAGAGCCAGGCCCUGUCAGGAGCGUCCUCUUCAACCCGGAUGGCUGCUGCCUGUACAGUGGCUGCCAGGACUCACUGCGUGUCUAUGGCUGGGAGCCUGAGCGCUGCUUCGAUGUGGUCCUUGUCAACUGGGGCAAGGUGGCUGACCUGGCCAUCUGCAAUGACCAGCUGAUAGGCGUGGCCUUCUCCCAAAGCAACGUCUCCUCUUACGUGGUGGACCUGACACGGGUCACUAGGACUGGCACAGUGGCCCAGGACCCCGUGCAGGACAGCCGGCCCCUGACAGAGCAGCCACCCAACCCCAGUGCCCCACUCCGGCGCAUCUACGAGCGGCCCAGCACGACCUGCAGCAAGCCCCAGAGGGUGAAGCACAACUCAGAGAGUGAGCGCCGCAGCCCCAGCAGCGAGGAUGACAAGGACGAUCGCGAGUCCCGGGCUGAGAUCCAGAACGCUGAGGACUACAACGAGAUCUUCCAGCCCAAGAACAGCAUCAGUCGGACACCACCCCGAAGAAGCGAGCCCUUCCCAGCACCCCCUGAGGACGACACGACCACAGUGAAGGAGGCAGCAAAGCCCAGUCUAGCCAUGGAUGUGCAGUGCCCAAUGCCAAACCUCGAGGGCCCAGCCCAGCCCCCUGUGCUUACAUCCACACCUACACCCAAGAGUGAGCUCGCCAUCAUCCCAGCCACUCGAAACGAGCCUAUCGGUCUGAAGGCCUCCGACUUCCUGCCCGUGAGUGGGGACUCAGCCAGAGGGGCUGUGAAGAUCCCCCAGCAAGCAGAGCUGGUGGAUGAAGAUGCCAUGUCACAGAUCCGCAAAGGCCAUGACACCAUGUGCGUAGUACUCACCAGCCGCCACAAGAACCUGGACACCGUGCGGGCUGUGUGGACCACAAGUGACAUCAAGACAUCAGUAGACUCUGCCGUGGCCAUCAAUGACCUGUCAGUGGUGGUGGACCUCCUGAACAUAGUCAACCAGAAAGCCUCCCUGUGGAAACUGGACCUGUGCACCACUGUCCUGCCUCAGAUCGAGAAGCUUCUGCAGAGCAAGUAUGAGAGCUACGUCCAGACUGGCUGCACAUCCUUGAAGCUGAUCCUGCAGCGCUUCCUGCCCCUGAUCACAGACAUCCUGGCUGCCCCGCCCUCCGUGGGUGUUGACAUCAGCCGGGAGGAGAGGCUACACAAGUGCCGGCUCUGCUACAAGCAGCUCAAGAGCAUCAGUGGCCUCAUCAAGAGCAAGUCCAGCCUGAGUGGCCGCCACGGCAGUGCCUUCCGGGAGCUGCACCUGCUCAUGGCUGCUUUGGACUGAGGGGUUCAGUGGGCAGGGCACCCAGCAGCCCUCAGGACCUGGCCUCCUUCCUCUUCCCUGUGUGCCCACUGGCUCAGGAGCCUCUGCCUGGUCUCUGCUACUGCCCCAAGGCCAUCCUGGAGGUGGCUAAGUGGGCCCUGACCUUCAACAGCUGCCCAGCUUCGCUCAACUCUUGUUUCUCGGGGCAGCAAACACAGUCCUGGGGCUGCUGCUAUAAUUUAUAGGCAGGUUUUAUUAAAUUUGUAACUGUU
Cavia porcellus (domestic guinea pig) is the source of this 2727-nucleotide messenger RNA. RefSeq names its product katanin regulatory subunit B1 (gene Katnb1). NCBI's taxonomy places the organism in Eukaryota, Metazoa, Chordata, Mammalia, Rodentia, Caviidae. Gene Ontology annotation, cellular component: katanin complex. Gene Ontology annotation, biological process: microtubule depolymerization; microtubule severing. The coding region runs from base 485 to 2476 and encodes 663 amino acids. Gene Ontology annotation, molecular function: microtubule binding. The transcript is spliced from 20 exons. The record is from RefSeq and is a predicted model, not a curated record.